Molecule: messenger RNA, 1474 nt
Organism: Solea solea (common sole)
Lineage: Eukaryota; Metazoa; Chordata; Actinopteri; Pleuronectiformes; Soleidae
Gene: tmem51b
Product: transmembrane protein 51b
Exons: 4
Coding region: 361-1227 (288 amino acids)
Source: RefSeq, a predicted model, not a curated record
ACUGGAAUCCUGGUCACAGAUAGACUUUUACAACCAGGAGUGAGAAGCUGUCGUCACUGCUGGAGUUUGGACAAAGUUCUGUCAACUAUAGCUAUCCGUGGCGGUAAACAGUGAGGAAAUAAAUAUACACUUUCGCUUUAAAAGAAGCGAAAUCCCACUCAGGUGUGUUCAGUUCCUCUCUCGCUGUUGUCUGUGGUCUUCCUGAAAACACCUGCGCGCCUCAGGUAACUCACCUAUGAAGAAGGGGGAAGUCUCUGGAGAGUGACCGGUGAACAAGUGGAUGAACUCAUCUGUUGGAGACGAUCCCAAGCAAAUCGAGUCCAUCUGCAGACUGCAACCAGUUAAGUUUGUCCUUCAGGGAUGUGCUCGAGUCGAGGAAUAUGUGGCAGGAACAACGACGGAGAGAACAGGUCCUCCAGGACACAGGGCACCAGUUCAGGCGCCCACUACGCCCUGUGCGCCCUGGGAGUUGGACUGAUUGCCCUGGGUGUUGUCAUGAUUGUGUGGACGGUGAUACCAAUGGACGGAGAGGCCUCGAGUGGGUCCACCACUCUGUCAGGCAACUCCACAGACCCUGAGAAUGGAGACGAGGAAGAAUCGGAUCACACAAAGUCUUCGUCGGUGGCUAUGGUGCUGGUUGGAGUUGGCGCAGCCAUGCUUCUCUUGUCCAUCUGCCUCGGAGUGAGGAACAAGAGGAGAGCACGCAACAGAAGUGACGAGCCUGCGGCAAUAAACACCCCCUUCAUGGAGCAUGUGGCUGGGCAGCAGGAAGAACCUGUGGAUCGACCCUCAUACAACGUGCCGAGCUACGACGAGGUCGUAAGUAGCGGCAACUACCCCGUCCGUCAGAGCAACCUCCGCCAGAGCACCUCCCAGCUGCCGUCUUACGAGGACAUCAUAGAAGCUGUGGAAAAUGAGGGACGAGAGCCCACAAACAAUCCCACUGAGGACACCCCCCUGAACGAGGCCACGGCAGCUUCCCCGCAGCCUGCUGCCGAGGCCCAGGCCGACCCCCCUGGCCUCACACCAAACCCCAGCUUGCCCACUCGCAGCGCCAGCCGGGCAAGCCGCUUACUGCGCCCCCUGCGGGUGAGGAGGAUCAAGUCGGACAAAUUGCACCUGAAAGACUUCCGUCUCCAAAUCCGCAGCCCCACACAGAAUCCAGUCACCAUUGAACCCAUCACCCCGCCUCCAGGCUAUGAAAACAAGAUGCCAGAAUUACAAUAGGAAGUCUGCGUCAUCUCUCCUCUAAACGUCUGGUGAAUAUCUCUUUUGUUAAAUGGACGGAUGACUUAACCAGUGAAUAACAUUUUUAAACUCCAUUUUCAAGGUUGGAAUUUAAGGUACUGUAACUGUUGUAAAACAUUGGACACCCUUUCUGUUAUAUUUAGUAGUCAGUUGUAUUAUUUUUUUUCCUCCUUACCUGUAAUUAUUGUUGUAUUUUGGAAUCUAUCGCUUGUGUUGGGGGGGGGGG